This is a messenger RNA of Mixia osmundae IAM 14324, 2260 nucleotides long. RefSeq lists its product as uncharacterized. Gene Ontology annotation, cellular component: nuclear origin of replication recognition complex; nucleus. The transcript has a single exon. Gene Ontology annotation, molecular function: DNA replication origin binding. The coding region runs from base 485 to 1927 and encodes 480 amino acids. The record is from RefSeq and is a predicted model, not a curated record. Gene Ontology annotation, biological process: DNA replication. NCBI's taxonomy places the organism in Eukaryota, Fungi, Basidiomycota, Mixiomycetes, Mixiales, Mixiaceae.
CCAGGGGGACUGUCGCACCCUUGGCGAGUUGCGAGCUCCUUUGAUGCCAUGCCAGAUCGUACCUCCUACGGCCUGUCUCGAGCGCGUCGAUCGAGUUGAGUGCAAGCGUCAAGGUUCGCGAUCGUACAUACACCCACUGCAGCCUUACGGACGUCAGCGUGGGCCAUAGCAGCACAAGGGAGACGACUGGCUUGAAAAUGCGCCGCCAAAAUCGUUGAAGACGACCCACUGCGCAGCAGGUCAGAGGCGAUCAGUCGAGGAUCCGAGUCUAGCGAUGCUCCACUGACGGGACAAGGAUCCCUCGUAUGAUCAUGAUGCGCCAUUCUGGCUCUCGACGCUCAGCUCAGCUCUGUCGCUUCCUAGAUCCUGCUGCUUUCCAAAUUUCGCCGCGUCUUUUCGCUUUUUGGCGCUUAGCGCUGGCGCUCAGCGGCACCGUACGCACCGUCGGCCGUCGCGCGACGCCUGCCGUUGGGCCUUUGCUUGAAUGUCACGAGUGGAUGGAGCUGAACCAGAGGAGGAGGAUAAUAGCCUCGACUGUUCAGUCGCCAGAGACUGUCGCGCUCUAGGAGACGCUGACGAAGGUGAACGCUCAGAUGUUAGCAGUGACGACACUGCCGGCGAGCUCGACCAGGCACAUGCGCCUGCGAGGAUUGAUGGCGACAGAGGAUUCAUCACUACAGCCACGGGCCCAGAAGCUUAUUUCCAUGCCCAGGCUCGCAAGCUCAAGACGUCCGACAGGCGGGCUCAGGAUUACAUCGAGACCUUUACGCUCGAGGAGUACACCUCCGCCCUCUCGAGGGCAAACGGACUAUUGGGAUCCUAUGCCGCUCAGGCGGCUCAGAGCAGGACAGUCCAGCUGACAUAUGACGUCUGUCAUCCCGCUUGGCUUCUCGAACUUCACCAAGGCUUCGACUUGCUCUUUCGCGGGUUGGGCUCCAAGCGAAAGUUGUUGAACCGAUUCGCGAGCAAGGUGCUAGCCAAGCACGGCCAGGUCAUCAUCUGUAAUGCCUUUAUGUCUACGUACAGCAUCACCGACACGCUGGCGUCGCUUGAAAGCGCGGCUACGUCGGAAUCGCGCCUGGAUGGUGCAGCAGCAAUACAGCCGCCGAGCGAUGCCGGCGAUAAACAUGAAGAGCGCGCACAUUCGAUCUGUUAUGCCCUCCGACGCCGUGCUGCUGGUGAUAACAUCUUCCUCGUUAUACAUUCAGUCGAUGCCCUGCAAUGCCAGAGCGCCAGAGCUCAGUCUGUACUGGCCAUCCUGGCAGCCAGUCCACGCAUCGCCCUCGUCGCGUCUGUCGAGCAUCUUCGCGCGACUUUGCUAUUUCCCGCCAGUUUGGAGCGCCCCAGAGAGGAUAUUCAGGGCGCGAGAGGUUUCUGCUGGUCUCAUCACCACACGCCAACCUAUUCGCCUUAUCUUGCCGAAGUUGCGAGCUCAUUAGAGCCUGCAAAGAUCUUCCCGAGCAGCAUCUACCCAUCUGCAGCAGCGGGAGCGGCCUCUCAGGGUGGGCCGAGAGGCAGGAUACGUGGGGCCGCACACAUUUUGGCAAGCGUCACCGAGAAAGCAAAGCGCGCGUUCGCUAUGCUAGGACAGCUCCAACUUCGCCGCGGCGAAGCAAUGCAGCCGCACGCGAGAAGCAAGCUGACGUCCAUCAUGGUCACAUCCGACCAGACGAUCACGCCAGGUAGCGCAAUCAGGCUCUCGCUUCUCUACUCUCGUACUCAGGAUGAGCUCAUCGUCAGCAAUCAGAACCAUUUAGAGGGACUGAUGCACGAAUUCCGAGAUCACGACCUCGUCAAGACGAGCUCGAAUGCGCCCGAAGACGAUAUGGACAUCGAGACGGACGAUACAGACGAGACACGGCAGCAGUGGAUCUGGAUCUGUCUCGGCCAUGAUGAGCUCUUCAAAGUUCUCGAAGAUCAUACUUGAUCGUCGGUGAACGAUACACGGCAAUACACUUGGGCAAGUACAACAGUGUCUGGUCCAUCGUCAUACCACGGCUGCUGCCUGGGCGCUCGCCUCGUUGACGCCUUCCAUCAGACUAUACGACUUGCUUAGGAUGCACUCGCCGCCGCUCUCGAGAUCGAUGCUGUAUGUGUAGAAGACGCCUUCGCUGGUCACGACGUUGACCAGAGGUAAUGUACUGCAGGCAGAUUUCUCAGCAUGCCCGCAGCAAAGCCAUGCUGAAGCCAACCUGCUGAGAGCGACGACGCUCUUAACACCCGCCAGAGGCAGCUUCAGAUAUGCAAAGUCUCUCUGAGG